Echinops telfairi (small Madagascar hedgehog) is the source of this 2544-nucleotide messenger RNA. It is a transcript of the gene TNFRSF19, whose product is annotated as TNF receptor superfamily member 19. The record is from RefSeq and is a predicted model, not a curated record. NCBI's taxonomy places the organism in Eukaryota, Metazoa, Chordata, Mammalia, Afrosoricida, Tenrecidae. Gene Ontology annotation, biological process: positive regulation of JNK cascade; positive regulation of canonical NF-kappaB signal transduction. Gene Ontology annotation, cellular component: plasma membrane. Bases 421 to 1704 code for a protein of 427 amino acids. Gene Ontology annotation, molecular function: protein binding; signaling receptor activity. The transcript has 10 exons.
CCCAGCAGGACGGCGCCUCGGGCCGCCCCGCCCGUGCCCGCCGGCGGAGGGCGACCGCGCGACCCGCGGUUCACAAAGGAGCGUGCGGGCGAGCUGGCCCGGCGAAUAGCUGCUCCGCCUGCAGAGCACAGCCGCCCUGCCCUGCCUUUGAUGUCUCGCGACUGAUCGCCGAUCAGAUUACAGGCGUGCUCAGCUCCCAGCUCGCCUGCCUUUGAUCUGCCUGGUGAAUUUCACUUCCCGGGAUUCGAAGUUUACGCCUGGGCUUGUGCGGACACACAUAUUUGGGAAGGUGGAAGCUCCGGGCACGGAGAGGAGGGUUGCCAACGAGAAAAGUUAGCUGCCUGGGAAGGCCGAUCGGCGGCGUCGGAGGAUUCCGCCAGCCUGCAGAACUCUUCGACGUCAGUCCAUUGAACCAGAGCAAUGGCUUUACAAGCGCUGCUGGAACAAGCGAAAGCUCUUCUCACCAUCAUCGUCCUACUGGCCACGUGGUCCUGUAAAGUGAUUGGUGAGACAGGAGACUGCCGACAACAGGAAUUUCGGGAUCGGUCUGGAAACUGCGUGCCCUGCAAAGAGUGUGGCCCCGGCAUGGAGUUGUCAAAGGAGUGUGGCUUUGGCUAUGGGGAGGACGCGGAGUGUGUAGCCUGCAGGCCACACAGGUUCAAGGAGGACGGGGGCUUCCCAAAGUGCAAGCCGUGCCUCGACUGCGCCCUGGUCAACCGCUUCCAAAAGGCCAACUGCAGCGCCACCAGUGAUGCCGUCUGCGGGGUCUGCCUCCCCGGGUUUUACAGGAAGACGAAGCUGGUUGGUUUCCAGGACCUGGAGUGUGUGCCCUGCGGGGACCCCCCACCUCCCUACGAGCCGCACUGCAGCACCAAAGUCAACCUGGUGAAGAUCCCCUCCGCGGCCUCCAGCCCCCGGGACACAGCGCUGGCCGCCGUGAUCUGCAGUGCCCUGGCCACCGUGCUGCUGGCCCUGCUCAUCCUCUGCGUCAUCUACUGCAAGAGGCAGUUUGUGGAGAAGAAACCCAGCUGGUCUCUAAGAUCACAGGACGUGCAGUACAACGGGUCCGAGCUGGCCUGUUUUGACCGACCUGGACUCCACGAGACCCCUCCCCGAGCCUGCUGCCAGUGUCACCGAGAUGCCACCCAGGCCUGUGGGCCUGUGCACCUGCUCCCGUCCCUGGGCCGAGAGGAAGCCUGCAGCGUGGGCCGGGCCCUGGGCUGCCCUGUGCUCUCCAAGGCCGCCCUCCACGACAGGGCGGCAGGUUCUGUGGGGGAGAUGAUCCCCACCUUCUUCGGGUCCCUGUCCCGGCCCGUCGGUGGCGAGUUCUCUGACGCCUGGCCUCUGAUGCAAAGCCCGACGGGCAGCGACAGCAUCUCUUUCUGCGAAUCUUACCCUGAACUCACUGGCGAAGAGCUGGGCGCCCUCCAUCCGGAACAGGAGAACGCCCCCUCGCUGGGUGCCAGCGACAGUCAGGAUUGGGCAGGGGGAGCCAUCCUGAGUCACACCCAUUCUGGAAGCUCUGCGGAGGACCGGUGUGGCUGGUCCAGACCAAGUGACACCGCGGCAGGACCACCGGCUCAGGACUCCCCGCCCUCCAGGUGCCCGACAGAGCAAGAACAAUGGGGAGGCCGUGGACCCAGCCACUGCCCCUUCCCUCCAGGAUGCCUAAAGGAGUCCCUCUCUUCCACAAUUGAGAUGUGAUGUACCUCUGGAAACCCACGAGCCCUCCGCUGCCAAGGCUUAUGGGCCGAGCCGAGUCGGGGCCUCGGUCUGGGAAGGACAGCUCUGUAGGCCUCUGGACCGUCUGCUUCAGAGCCAAGCCAGCUGUACCCCACAGCCCCAAGGAAUGCCGAGACCCAUCAUACUCCUCCUCCCAUCUGAACUAGAAGCUUCUCCUGCUACAGGCCUGGGUCUUGGUGACCGAGGGGUUGAGUCUGCAGCCCGCGAGGUUGGGGACAUCGAACAGGAAACAGACACGUUCCGGGCACCCGCCCACGUUGACCAUGGCUUUCCAGCACCCAGAGGACAGUUUAUCAUUGGCAUUUUCCUGGCAGAGACCGCUCCGCGCCUCCCCCGCCCCCCCACCAUCCCACCCGCAGUUGGCACCCUCUCAGUGGCUGCUGCUGUCCUGCACAAUGGGUUCAGAAGCCGGCGCUUCCAUUUGAUGGCAGCCCUUGGGUCGGCAUGUCAGCUGGUGGGCUUGGGGGCCCCCCGAGGACCUGGUACUGCUGUGACACCCUGGGUUGAUGCGAUGAAACUGACUGAGGAGGGGACACCACUGUUCCAGAAACCACUUCUCCCCGAGCCUCCAUCUUCCCUGCUCGCUGCUGCCAAUGGCCAAGGGGCUGAAUGAGGCCUUGAGCCAGGAAGAGGGCAUCCCAGCCCCUCCCCAGGUUAAAUAAAACCACUCCGUGUAGGUACCCUAGAGACGCGUGUACGAGGAGGAGCCCAUUCAUGUGAAAAUCCGCGGAUGGUGCAAGCCUUUCCCAGGGCCACCCUGGGGGAAUGAGUUAUAAACACCAGGAGUCUCCUCCUUAGAAA